AUGUCUCGUUCAAGUUUGUUCCUUGUGUUCGCGCUUGUUGUGGUGGCGCUCGCAGAGGACGCAUCUUCGGCUGCUCCAUCAUCAGCAUCGCCAGCUUCAACAGCAACGACGCCAAUGACUCCAGCCACACCAAAAACCACUCCAAAACCAGAUAAAGCGGAAAAUAUAAUAACAGGUCUGGUGAAAGCUGCUUAUGAUAUUCCAAAAGGCUUUUUUGACGCGUGCUCAGAUGAUUUCAUCAGUGUGGCCAUGGAUUCGAGACUGGCAAUAGUUUUCGCUCUUUUAGUGCUGGUUGCGUCUUCGAGAAAUGAGACUGCGUCGGAGGCCACGGUCCCUAAGGAUUAUUAUCGGCCUAGUGGCACCCUGGCAAGUGUCGGAAGGAUGUUUAUUGAUAUACCACUAGGAUUCGUAGAAGCACUGAAGGACGCAGCCGAAGCGAUAGAAAGUGUUGCAGUUGCUCUGGUCAAGGGUGUUUUUAGUUGA
This is a messenger RNA of Pieris macdunnoughi, 483 nucleotides long. NCBI's taxonomy places the organism in Eukaryota, Metazoa, Arthropoda, Insecta, Lepidoptera, Pieridae. The record is from the annotation of a GenBank genome assembly.